Amphiprion ocellaris (clown anemonefish) is the source of this 5252-nucleotide messenger RNA. It is a transcript of the gene snx30, whose product is annotated as sorting nexin family member 30. Gene Ontology annotation, molecular function: phosphatidylinositol binding. The coding region runs from base 152 to 1483 and encodes 443 amino acids. NCBI's taxonomy places the organism in Eukaryota, Metazoa, Chordata, Actinopteri, Pomacentridae. The transcript is spliced from 9 exons. The record is from RefSeq and is a predicted model, not a curated record.
GCUGCGCAGUAGGAGUCAGCUGACGGUUGGUGUAACGUCUCCACCGGAGACCCAGAACGGAGAAAAACAGCCUCCCUCCGCCUCCACCGACUCCACCGGACAGCCGUUACCCUCCGGGACACACAGCCACGUCUUCCCGCCCUCCGCAGGGAUGAGUGCCGGCGCUCCGAGAGGCCUGGCCAGCUCGGGGCAGAAGCCCAUCACGGAGAUCCUCCACCCGCUGUCCGCCGCCGAGGAGACGCUCUCCCCGGGGCCAGAUGUCACCGUCAGCGGCGGAGGGGAGAAGGACUCAGGGCUGACCAACGGCACGCCGGUCGAGACGUCGAGUCCGGCCUCUGCGUCGCUGCUCUUCAACCGGCUGCAGCUGGACGACGACUUGGACGGAGAUGCUCGAGAUCUUUACGCCUCCACAGAAACCAGAGACCUGUUCGUCACCGUCGACGACCCAAAGAAGCACGUGUCCACCAUGGAGACGUACAUCACCUACAGAGUCUCCACCAAGACAACGCGGAUAGAGUUCGACCUGCCGGAGUACUGCAUGCGGCGGCGUUAUCAGGACUUCGACUGGCUGAGGAUCAAGCUGGAGGACAGCCAGCCGACUCACCUCAUCCCUCCGCUGCCAGAGAAGUUUGUGAUGAAGGGCGUGGUGGAUCGUUUUUCAGAGGAGUUCGUGGAGACGAGGAUGAAAGCUCUGGACAAGUUCCUCAAACGGGUGGCCGACCACCCCGUCCUCUCCUUCAACCCGCAUCUAAACGCCUUCCUGUCUGCCAAGGACCUGAACAAACGUCAGGGUCUCGCCCUGCUGACCAAAGUGGGCGAGUCGGUGAAGCACGUGGCCGGAGGCUACAAGCUGAGGACGCGGCCGCCGGAGUUCUGUGCGAUGGGGGAAUACUUGGAUACCUUCGCCCAGAAGUUGGGAACCAUCGACCGCAUCGCUCAGAGGAUCCUAAAAGAGCAGUCAGAGUACGUAACGGAGCUGCGUGAGUACGGCACCGUCUACUCCAGCUGGGCGGGGUCAGAGGAGGAGCUGCGACGCCCCCUGGAGGGCGUGGCCGGCUGUGUGACCACGUGUUGCGGAGCGUUGGAGGACCUGAGUGAGAACAUGAGCCAAGACUUCCUGCCUGUACUUCGAGAAUAUGUUCUCUAUAUAGAGUCCAUGAAGAACGUUUUGAGGAAGAGAGACCAGAGCCAAGCGGAGUACGAGGGACGUCUAGAAGCAGCCAUAUUACGCAAACAAGAAGACAGAACGCCCAUGCCCGUGGAGGUGGAGAAAUGCCAGGACAAGGUGGAGUGUUUCAACGCCGACCUGAAGGCUGACUGGGAACGCUGGCAGAGCAACAAGAGACAAGACUUCAAACAGCUCCUCACCGGGAUAGCCGACAAAAAUAUCAACCAUUAUGAAAAGUGCCAGGCGGCGUGGGAGUCGCUCAUAACUCUCCUCCAGGAAAAACAGACCGAGGACAAAACGAGUGAGACGAACUGAAACUCCUCCUCGUGUCCCGGCCCCCACAUCCUUCUCAUGCCAAGGAAACAGACCAACCGGGCAGCAGAUGUGGACUGCUGGACUUCUGGCCCAGUUCUGCUGUGAGACGGCUGGACGGAGCGAAGACGUCUCUGAGAGCUUCGGCCUGUGAAGGAGGUAAUGAACGGUGCGUUUAAGGACAGCUGGGAGAGAGGAGAAACCUACUAUGUACAGACUGUUUUUAGUUUUUUUGUUGCUCUUGUUGACUUUUUCUACUUCAUAUUUCCAAUUAACGGUCGGUCGCCAACGCUGCUUGUGUUUAUUUAACCGCUGUCUGAGGGCCGUGUUUCAUUUGUCCUUUCUGUUUUCUCAUCGAGCCAAAUGAGAAAAGUUGCAGAAGUUUUGUUACGUAUUCGGAACAUCCUCGAGAUCCUUCCUCCUGCCGGGUUGCCAACACUAAAACUCUCCAGUGAAACAAGCCUCAUGAAAUCAUUUUUUUAUCUCUUAAACGCAUCGUAUUGGCUAGAAGAAGCCACUUUUUAGUACUUUAAGGGACCAUACCUGUUAGUUUCACAAGAUUCAGCCCAUGGAUUCUGUUAAACGUACCAUUAUACUGUCAUUUUCCAACAGAUCAUAAACUUUUUUCAUAGUUUUCCUGCAAGCAUUGUUGUUAAAAAUGUGCCUGCAGAGAUUUAAAACAGCUUCAUCUCCACGUGUUCGACCAGAGAUAAGUUCAGUUCCAGAUCUCAUAGUUAGACUUCAGUAAAAGCCUCUCGUUGUUCUAAAAAGGGAAACUUUCUCAGCUGUUCUGGGGAUUAAUGGACAGACUGCAUUCAACGAUGACGACAUGAGUCUGAGCUGAAUGCUGAGGUUUCUCUAAGACGUCCGUUUGUGGAAAUUAUUAGAAGCUGAGCACAAACGCAGGAAGCAGGUUUGGUUUACAGAGCAGCAGCUCCACCUUGUGGUCAAACUGUUUGUAGUUUUCUGAUCUUUUUGAGGUAAAAACAGUGUGCUACCUCUGUUCAUUUCUUCUGUAGGUUCUCUUCUUCAAACAAACGCUUUACCUCAGUUGUUAAACGGUGAAGACUCCAUUGGUACUCUAAUUUAUUCAGUUCCAAAUCUAUUUCCUGCAGUAAUCUGCCUUAGUGACGCCCAUUGUAGAAAACUUUCUGGAGGAAACAAACACUGCAUCGGCAUCAUGCAGCAUUAUUCCACCUCAUUAACAGAAUGUGUGUCUUGUUUCAAAGAGAGAAACGGUUUAACACUGAAUAAAAGGUUCAGAAAAGGUGUCUUUGUUUUGUAAAGUGCAGCCAUCAGGUGAACAUCAGGUGAACAUCUGUCUCCACAUCAGAAACUCUGCUGCUGCUCACUGGGAAACGCUAAUCUUCUGGGAAAUUCCUGCAGUGUCGUGUAAACACCUGGGUAAACGGAUAAAAGGGAGUUAAAACUACAUUCUGAGUGAUGCAGCCUGAAGUUAGUUGUUUUCAGAGGUCAGAUUGAGACUAAAUGACUCAGUUAUGUGGAAAUCAGUUUGACGUCGAGGCCUCGUCUGCCCAGCUCUGAUUCACAGGAAACAUCCUCAGUAACGGCAUUUUUUUUUUUUUUUUGCGUCAAACUCCUUUCUCAUCUUCGUCUUGCUGAUGUGGCCUUGCAUUCUUAUUGCGAAAAUCCAGUUUUGCUGCGUUCACAUUUUAUUAGAAUCUGCUGAGAGUUCACCAAUAUUCACCGUUUGUUUCUAAUGUGGUGAACGUCUUUUCUCCGUCCUCGGCUGUCCUGCUGGCUCCUGACACUCAGCAUAAAGUAGCUAAAAAUAAAACUAAAAAAAGACUUGAUCAAUGAUUUAACGGCAGACUCAGUCAUGUGACGUCUUCCCAGCACCGCGUUCAUUAAGACUUUUAGCUUUUGAUCUAAACGGGUAAUAAUCAAGAAGAGUUUCUUUAUUGUCAGGAUUUUCAGAAUAAAGGUGCUGAUUUAUUUUUUUCUGUGCUCCUUGCAGUCUUUGUAUAAAAACAAAAAAGAGUCUUCUGUAUUUUAGUUCUUUUAUUACUAGAACAGUUUUAUUUUUUAAGUUGAUGCCACAUAACUGAGUCUGCCCUCUGUGCAACCAAAUGUGAGAUAAAGUGUCUGCAGACGGCUUUUAGUUCGAUCUGUGACCUCUUUUUUAAAAUUUUGUUUUCCCCUUGAGCUUUAAAAGCAUGAAGCAGCUACUGUGUCUCUUCUUGUUGACUUUUUUCUACCUGAAGCCAACCAGGCGACACAUGAAGAAUUUAGAGUUUUCCAGCUCUCCGGGUAGCUGUGAUUCAGUCUCAAGGCAGCUAAGGUGGACUCGUCUGCGGAUGCACCGAUGCUAAAAGGCUAAAUUACUGUAUUUGUGUGGCAGAAUACCAAAAUAGUAAAAUGUGCUAUGGAGGAAGAGGGUCAAAGUGUUCAGAAAUCACAAAUACAGUCAGAAAAUUAGCUUGAUUUAGUCAUUCUUAUCCCCAGACUUUUGCUUUGAAAGGACAUUUCCGGCAUAAACUAAUAAUUAUUCUCAUCUACUGUGAUUGAAGCCAUAUAAAAAGCACUUUUCACUCUAAUUUGGUUACGAGAUCCACUGAAGUUAACUGGAAAUGUUGACUUUAGAACGGUGAAGCAUCAGUGCUCAGUGAAGUUCUACUCUUUGACCACUGGAGGCGCUCUAGAGCAGUAUUUCUAACAGCUGGUCCUCCAUUUCUUUGCAUUUGUUUGUGUCUAUUUCCAAGAAAACCCCAGAUUUCUUUUAUCAGACUGUUAUAAUUUACAUUUCAGACUCAUAGUUGCGCACUACACAAGAAAUGAAACCGUGUUUGACAGUUUCCAUCAUUUUCUGCUGCAUUUCAACCGAACGCUGACGUUCACUGUCGUCUAACUGCAAAGGAAUUGUAGCAAACGUGACACAAAUUUAAAGAAAAAGAUCCGAUAAGCUGUAAAUGAGACAGUUGGAUUGGUUGCUGUUUACAGCCGAGCACUGUGAAUCGUUGCAUCGCUGCAUCCGUAGACUUCAGUUUGAUGUAAAUGAAGUUCUGGGAUUAUUCCGACUGCAGCUGAAUUCUUUAAACGGAACAGCUGAGUCUGUUUUUCUGAGAGAGGAACAGGAGAUCACUGUUGGGGUUCUGAUGAGGAGAUUAAUUCUAUAAGAGAUGGAAGAUUAACCAUGUAAAUCUGGCAUAACUAAAAUAUGACAAAUGGUAGGUUGUUUUUCCUUUUGACACCCAUCAGACCCCCAGCAGUAGCUCUCUGUUUGCUUACUGUACUCCUUCAUCACAGCCAUUGUAAAAGCCCAUCCUUUACUGUGUGCCUGCUGAUUUACUUUGCACUAUAUAUGUAGCUCCAGAAAAAUAAAUUAAAAACUUCAGUUUGCUUUCUUCCAGUUUCCAAAAAACAACAACAAACUGUCUGGUCAGUUGAGACACUUUUUGUGUCGUCGGGUUACGAGGGGAGUUUUCUUUUCUGUACAAAGCAAACAUUUCGAAGCCUAAUGUCGUUUUCUCCAGUCUUCCCUGCGGAGAUUCACACAUGAAGAGAGAAUCCGGUGUUCAGUCCGACACGUCCGAAGGCUCAGACGACUUAUGAACGCGUGAAUCCGGCUUCAGCUCCUCCCCAGUGUGUACUGUUUACGUUCACAAUCCUUCUUGUACAUUUGGAUGUUAAUAACAUUUUGUUGUAAUUAUAAAUAAGCUUGUAUAUUGAUGUUUUGAUGCAAUUUAUCUUUACCACAAAUGAUUUUUUUCGGAAAUAUCGGACCAAUAAUAAAGAGAGCGAAUGCAUUUGA